UGGCGAUCACUUUUGUCAAUCAUGAAACAUAAUUUUUUACCCCUCGUACUUUCUCUUUUCGUUCGGGUUGAUGCUUUCUAUUGCUUAUAUUUCCUGGCUGGUUUUCACCUUCACGCUGUCAAAGCUUCCAUUUUUCUUCAAAGUCUCUAAUUGUGCAUGCUAAGGAAACCUCUUUUGAAGGCGGAAGUUUUUUGAACUCUUUCCUUGUGGUUUCACAAAGCAUGAUGUGUGGUGCUCCAUGAAUUUCGCCUCAGCAUUAAUAGUUACCAUGUAACAUAUGAGAUCAUUUUCCUGGUACUAGUUAUUCAGAUUCCUACGUGAGAUGAGAUGAGACUAUCGUCAGGGAUCCUGCUGCUAUCCUGCAGCGGGACUACGGCGCUGCAGGCCUCGCAAGACGUACCUGAGCCGGAGACGACAGACAGCACUCAACUCGGGCUCGAUGUUAAGACCAAAAUCCCUAGUAUAGUAAGGAGUGUUUUCCCAUCGCCAGCUGCAUGAUGAUUCUAGGCUAUGCAUUUCUCUUUACUCAUGAACAAAAUCGAGUGUUUGUCCGCCACAAAACCUCCUUCAAGAUGGUUUCCUUACACCAGAAGUGAGUCACGUGAUGUUUUUUGUUUCCACAAUCGAUAUCAAUGACUGAAUGCUACGGAUACAAACAUCUCACUCUACUGCUCCUCUAAUGCUUACGGCUUGAUAAGCGCUUACCACCAUGCAAAUGCGCAAAGACGGCGUAACUUAUCUGGGAGGCGUCGGUUGCCAGUGCGCCGACCCGUCGAAUACAUAAGGCUCACCCCUAUCAUCUAUUCUUGUCGGCCUAUUGCUAUAGUUUUAGUUUACAACUAUAUUACUAGUACUUUUCCUAGUUCUUGUAUAAUCUUACUUCAGAUAGUCCUGCCUCUUGGAGGAACGGGAACUUCAAUUGAUCGAUGGAUUAUUUAUAGACAUAGACUUCGUCCCUGAGGAUAGACUUCCUCGUCCCUGACCCUGAGGAACUCUAAGGUACCUGGCGGAUGAAACGUGCGAUUCCAGUUGUGAUGGGUCUGGUGUUGCUGAAUUUGCGAAGCCGCAAUUUUCUGGUAACCAAACUCUGCGAGGACGAGUCUUUAACGACUCGUUGCGAGGACUAGUCUUCAACGACUCUACUAAUACCUUGUUAAGGCUAGUAGUUGUCAGUCACUAUCUGGGGCGGGUGUGGGUUCCACGGCAAUACCUACAUGACAAGUAUGGAGCCUUCAUGUCGUCGUCAAAAUUAGAUGAAUUAGGUUCUCAGUGGGUAAUAUGGGUUUCCCUCAGAUGUGGUCAAGGGCGGGAUUUUUUCAGUAGGGAAAGAGGGAAUCCACUCAAGAAAACCGCGGACAGUGAUGGGGACUGACUUCUAGCGUUAAGAUUGGUCGAUAGCCACCAUAAUCUGCGUCAGUUCAAUGGUUUGGGAGAGCACGUUACUGGGCCGAUGAUAGUAGCGGGCAGACAUCAUUAUGGCAUCCUAAGCUAGUAUAGAAGUAGUCUGCGAGAACGGCUAUAUUACACCUGGAGAAAUUUGACAGCACAUAACUCCGGUUGUAGUGACGGGCUCUCACAGCUAGUAGAAGUACUUUGAGGCUAGAAAUCUUAGGUACCUUGCCAAGUAGCUCUAGGUUCAGGUCGUCAAGACGUCCACAAAUUCAUCUUAGAAGGAGGUAUCUUUGAGCCAGUGCCGCUUUCAAACACAAGGUCAAAGAUGCACCUAAUCAAAGAUAUUUGAUGAAUUAGGGUCAGGGGAAUAAGAACUCAAAGAUGUACAACUGCCACAAAGAUGUACGUCGUCACACAAAUUUUUGGUGCCUUCUGUUAGAGCUCUAACAACAUCAUGCAGCGCCAGCUGGAGGUAGAGCGGUCUCUACAAACGUUAUUGCGCAGACGGGAACAUUUGUGGAAAUGCAGCCUCAGACAUCAAAAGUCCAAGCCUUCGGCGCUAUGAUGAAGGAGCGCGCUGAACUCUACUUCAACUCUGUGUGCAGUUAAGGUUCGGGUGAAUCUUUUUCACGACGUCUGCUUCUAUCUUGUUCACCACAGAGUUCAGGGAAAUCGUAGGCACCUUGCCGAACAAUAGAUUUGCACCACGCAGUACCUCAGUGGUCUUACAUUUGCUUUUCUGUGUCAGUUUUCAAGGAGUCUGAGUACUAAAGGUUGGCCGUUUAUGGUGGUGCAGCGACGUUCUGCACAGAGUGUUAAUAGUCUCUGUUUCUGAGUCCUUGUUGGAUUCUGAGACUAUUCUUGUUCAUCACAGAAUUCUAGCUCUACUCGUGGUCUUUUCUGUUUUUAUUUUGUUUUUGGUUGUCAGGCUGAGACCAAUUAUUUGUAGCGAGACCAUGACUGCAGAAGAUGACUUCUAUUAUAUACUUUGGGCUUGAGUAUUUUUACUUUGAGCUCUAAUGCAGUGGGCAGAAAUCGGACAUACCAGAAUUCAAAUGCCCAAACAUGUACUUUUUUUAUGAUAUUUCAUGACUUGGUUGAGGCUUGAUAUCGGACAUACCCGAACUACUGUCCCCUAGACCUGGAGGUAGUCUGUCCAAGAAUAAUCAAGUCACAAAAUAACAAAUACAACAGCAUCAACUACGACAACGAGGGUCUCGUGAUGGGCACGGAUUCAGUAUUUUCCAAGGGGAAGCUGUUUCCGGAUGUCAAGAAAGGAAAAGGGAAACAGUUACGUCAGGGUGUGUUUUGAUUCUGAUUACGACUAGUGUUUUGAUUCUGAUUACGUCAGAGACGCGACUAGUGUCGAAUGAAUCCAAGCUGACACGUACUCUUUUUACUCGUCUAAUACCCGUAUGCGGGCUUUCAACGGGGGCAUGUGUACCGACAUGGGACAAGGGGGCCUGGGAGAGCGAGAAAAAUGCCCACACGCAGAUAAUAUUAAGGCUCAGCUUUCAACGCUCAUUGGGGUUGGUCACUGAGAUCGAAGAGGCGACCCCUGGAGAGAACAGGGGAAAACGAAGGGAAAGGGGAGAGCUUUGAAGGGGGGCCCUUUCCGUUCCGAGUCAGUGACCAUUGAAGGCUGAGCUUUAAUAAUAGGCUACCUGGAUUUGAUCAGGCACUGUCGGAAACAAUACGUUGCCUAUUACGAAACGAUGGGCAAGCAACCGGUAAUUCUGAGUCAUUUCAUUUUCACUCCAAGCACUGUUGUUCUCUCUGCUUUUUCAAUGCCCAUAGUAGUGUUCAUCUUCCCCAUCUUUUUCAAUGCCCCUAGGCAUGAAGUAUGCUUGUGACUCUGCAAGAUACAUAUUGUUUUUUGUCUUAAGAAGAGAAAGAGUUUCUUGAAUUCUAAGGCCAAUGAAAUUAUUUGUCAUCUUCCCCAUCUUUUUCAGGCUGGAAGUGCCGUGCAAGAGGAGGAUCUUGCGAAGCGAGUACGGCUGGUCUGCCGCGAUGUUUUUUUCCACGAAAAUGAGAAAAGGACAAUCCUAGAGGCUUACGUGUCCAAAGUCUGUGGUAAAUUGGACGCGGAGAAACAGUGUGAAUCUCCUAAUGCCAGAGUCCAGUUUUUUCCCGGAAUCUUUGGCAAUUACUUCGAUCGCGGUCAGGUUUGUGAGGGUGGACAGAAGGGAGUCAAAUGCGAAGCCGCUUGGAGUUAAGGCCUCUUGUACUAAGUAUCUAGAUGACCACUACUCUCAAAUCCUCUUGUACCAAGCAUCUAAAUGACCACUAUUGAUUCUCAAAUGACUAAUGCUAGAUGAGACCACUAUUCAUAGAUCACAUUUGACUAUUGCUAAAUGAGACCACUAUUCAUAGAUCACAUUUGACUAUUGCUAAAUGACCACUAUUCAUAGAUCACAUUUGACUAUUGCUAAAUGACCACUAUUCAUAGAUCACGAUUCCAAGAUGGCUGAAGAUUUACGGAAGGUUAUUCUUCUAUAAAUGACCACUAUUCAUCCCAGGAGAUGACUAUUCCCGCAUGAAAAAUCCUCGGUGGUAGCUAAUCCUAAACGACCACAAUUUGUAUCUCUAAUCGAAAAAGGUGACUAUUCCUGAAAAGACGUCAGAGGAUGCGGAAGUGCCAGCUCCUCUUUUCAUCGAUGAAAUCGAGCAUGCCACUGUUGGAAGGAUUACGGCAGAUUUGUUAAAGAAAUAUAAGUACUGAAAGCGUAGUGACACUCCGAAACAAGAUGGAAGACUCUUCUCAUUUCAUCCGAGUUGUAGUUUCUUUAAUGCGCUACGUGUGACUUCUUGAUAGUACUUAGUGUUACCUCGUAUGGUGCAGCCGCUGUGUAGCCUUGUCCACAUGCACUGUAUCCGAAACCUAACCUACGAAGAUUGGCAAGUCUGUAUGAUCCAACGAGUACUGUACAUGGCUUUUUAAUUUUGUGUUUUUUUCUCUCUGUUUUGGCUCUUCAGUAGCCACUGAAGUCUGCUGGUUUAUCUAGUGGACCCGCACCUAACCUAACCAUGGCUCAAGUGCUAGCGUACGUUUCAUGGCUCUAAACUGGACGAUGAGUUGCUCAACAAAAUGUUGGACGAGAUGAACCUCUGGUGCUCCAAUUGGCCUACCGUCAUGGGGAAGCAAGUCGUAGAGGUGAAGGAAGCGGAGAAACAGGAGGCGAAGGAUACUGAAGGAAAGGAAACAGAAGGGAAGAAAGAUGAGCCGAAGCAAACCGAAGUCGAAGUGAAGACAAGACAGGUACUUACUACUAUUUUUAAUAUCUAUAAAAAAUUCAGAGAUGAUCAGGUAGGGUCAAGACCAUGAUCAUCAUGUAAGGUCAAGACCUCCACAGGUACUACACUAUAACUACAUAUUAAGUGUUGAAGUUAAGACCACAGGUACUACACUAUAACUACAUAUUAUAAGUGAAGUUAAGACCAGAGGUACUACACUAUAACUACAUAUUAAGUGAAGUUAAGACCACAGGCACUACACUAUAACUACAUAUUAAGUGAAGUUAAGACCACAGGUACUACAUCACAUUCACAGAUAACGAUGUGGGGUUGAGACAGGGAUGACACUACGCACCGAAAUAACGCUUCCCCAUUAUAUUAGAGAAAGUAGGUAGUUUAGAAUUCAAAUCCCUGAAAAAUCCAGGACGUCGCAUGUGAUGUUAUCAGAGCACCCUUGGAUGCUACUAUUACGGCCCUUCGUCAUUAGAUUCAUUUUUCUCUCUCUCAGCAUCCGUUUGAGAUCGACUGUACAGAGAGACCAUAUUUUACAGGAGAAAAAUCAGGACCGAGAUGAGCAGGAUUCGUCCACACAUGACAUGAGAGAAGCGCACUCUCUAAUUACAUGCAAGCGUCGCUGCGACAAACCGACGCUACGAAGGAGGCUGAAAAAGUCAAAGUCAACGUUGUCGCUUGCGACGAUCCUAAAUUUUAUGAAUACAGUAGACCAGCACUGGUGGACUACUUUAUAGAAUACUCGGACUGGCCUCAAAAAUGGAUCUGAUUCUAAUUUUGGGUUUUGCCAGAUCCGAUGAGGGAGGGCCUCAGAAAAUUGCGCAUGAAGAAGUGCGUCAGCGUAUACGGCGUCAUUCUGGCGGGUACCUAUCGUUAUGGUCAGCUUUUAUUCCACAUUCUAAGUAUAAUAUCUUUGAUUGAGUGUCAAGAAUUGAUCACGGGGAUCAUUCGAUAAAGAAAUUGCUGGAAAAGCAAGAAUGUAAGUAGUACGAGGCAACAAGUUUGUUCCCAAUCUCCGGACUAGGCAACUGUUUUGGAGCACCUUGACCUUCUAACAUCGUUUCCCGUCUCCGCUAUUGAAGUUUGCUGGUGGGUAUCUGGGAAACCUGUUGAACCCCACUGGUGUGGAAAAAGUGGACGAGCUGCUGAAAUUGGAGCCACAGGGUUCAGUCAUUAAAGCCAUGUCUUCAUGGUACUUACUAUGAUAGGAUUUGUUAUAAAAAAUUGAAAUGUUCAUUCAUUGGUGCGGGAGAUUGCUUCUCAACCUCAUUCAAUCAAUUCUGCCUUCCAAGUACAUUCUUGUUCGGAUCUUUCAAUUCAAGGUACUAUGCUUUGGGUGAUCCGGCUACUGUCCCUGAUGGUGGCGUUGUGAACCAACCAGCCGCCUUGGUCUUCGACGUUCCUUAAGGCUAGUACCGCUAGUAUGUCCUUAUUCUUCAGAUCGUGAUCAUUCGAUCUCCUUGUUCUAACAGAAGACGAUUCUUGGCUCUUUUUUAUUACUCUCAGCGAGGAAAUGUAUCCUAUAAUCGCAAGACGCUCUCUACCCCAGCUGCACCAUUCUCCUUAGCAAAUGGACACGAGCCAGGCAUCGGCCUGCACUAUCUUCCCUUAUUAUGUUCUUAUCUGUCCCUUAUUGUGAUAAGAAACAUGUUUACGAGGAAGGUGCAGUGAAUGCAGUCAAUCUCUAACGUCCUCCGGAGAAGUCGGAGUACGACAUUAAUCGUGCCUUUAAGCGUCAUCAGGGAGUGGAGCAUCUGGCGAAAAGCUUCAACGCUCUGCCAAAGUCUCGCGCAGACUAUGGAUUCGAUGCCGUCUAUCUUAUGGUCAGCUUCUCACCAUCUUUCUCGGCAUCUCUUCGGUGCCCUUUACUUGUUCCCAUUGAAGAAUAGAAGGAGAGAUGAGGUGGCCGAGAUGAGGGGGCCGAGACGAAUAAAAGCUGGCGCUAAUUAUCCAGUAAAUCUCAAGGAUUUAAAACCAAAUGCUCAAUUGGCAACGGUGAAGUUCUCCAUUUAUCGUUCAGUCUUCGCUCUAGUGGCUUUGCACGGCUACGGCUCCGUCAAAGACGGCGUUGUUUGGAAUGUUACGAUACGGAUUAUUAAAAGGACGCCUAUAUUCAUAUUACUAGACAGCACUGUGCUGAUAAGACGUUGCUCCUUAGGGUUCGACGUCCCCAUUUAUUUCGACCUGAAUUUUUUUUAGUGCCCACCUGGAAGGCGCUAAACCGGAGAAGAGCCCUCUCUGCAACCUGUUUCGCUACUACCUGUUUCGCUACUACCUGUUUCGCUACUACACCUGUUUCGCUACUACCUGUUUCGAUACUACACCUGUUUCGCUACUACACCUGUUUCGAUACUACUCCUCUACCUGUGGUCUCAAAUUCUCUAUUACUCAGACGGACCGGAUGGGUGAACGAUUGUAAUUAUGCGAAUCACUCCUCAAGAACAUGAUUCAGAUUGUGCUUCUUCUAAUCCAUCCCUGGAAGGCAAGAAACCUGAGGAGAGCCCUCUCUGCAAAGCCUACAAAGAAAGUCGCAACGAGGUAACGAAGGGUGGGAAAGGUGGCAACGGUGGCAACGGUAAAAAGAUGCCCUGGCACCGAUAUUGCCCAGGAUCUGGCGAGCUGAUGUCCGUGCAGAUAGCAGCAGAUGGUGUUCCAGCUGUCUCAGGACCCAAGGUCAAGGGAAGCAAAAAAGUCGACGCUUAAGGCAGCUGUCUAUUUUUUCAUCAGAUUGAAAUUUCAAUGUCUAGAAGUAGUUCAGAUGAAAACUCCCGGGGAUAAUUGGCACAUCGUUAUUUGCGUCGAUGCAUGAGUAAAUUGGAUUAUCUGAAAAGGACAUCAUACGCUAUCCACUACUCAUCUGCUGUGCCUUAUCCUAAGAGGUCAGCUCUGCCUCUACUAAUUCAAGGCGAAAUCAAAAAAGCAAGAUGUGCAAGGAUGCCACUGCGUCGCGUGGUUUUUCAACGUAUACAUAUAUACACAUUUCAGCAUGAAAAAUAGUCCUCGCCACGAAAUGACGAAACUAAACAACAUAGUCAUAUUUAGCUUUUCUGCAAAUAACGACAAUAAGCUGAUCGUUUUUCCUUUCUUAUUUCUGAAAUUCCAACCUGUGCAGUAUGCAGUUAGCGUCCCAACCUGUUCAACAAGAAUGUCAAAAUCAAUGCUUUACACUCUUUAGCUAAGAAUGAAAAAUGUUAUUACUUAAAUUCCAAGUUUAUACACUCUUUCUCUUUGGCUAAAGCCCGUACUUUUCAAAUUCCACCUUCUCCUUCAACCUCACUGUAUUUCAAAUUCCACCUUCUCCUUCAACCUGACUGUAUUUCAAAUUCCACAUUCUCCUUCAACCUGACUGUCAGUUUGUAGCGAAGAUGAAGGAGGAGCUGCCUCUUCCAAAUUCGAAUAAAGAUUUCGUGGAAAGCGGACCAGGCAGAGAGGCUAUCGAACAAGAACUUCAUGCAAGACCCGAAAAACUCAACGAGGAGCUGAAAAAGUUAGUUACGGGUGCUACUAACGCUCUUGUUGUUGCAAUUUUUCUUUCAUCCACUGACUUCAUCUACUGACCCACAACAUUCAACUAUAUUAGGUAUUCGCGGCGCCUAGAAUAGACGGAUCCUACUUAGCAUGGCCAUUACUAAUAAAUCUGUACCUAUAUAUCUUUUACCUACUAUCCUUCCUUUUUUUCCUAGUUAGCUUGGCUCCACCAGUAUAUUAGGUAUUCGCGUAUCACUAUCUUUACUCUCGCACUUCUACUUGCCUCGUUCUGUCUGCUUACCUUGCGUCACUUUCGCUAUCACACCACUUGCCUCUUCAUAUCUCUUGUCAACUGUUGUCCUCGUUUAUCUAAUCAUGUCCUUACAUCUACACCUACUUACAUUUAGAUCAAUAUUUUUCUGUUAUUCUCAGUCUACUACUAAGAUGAACUAGAAGAUACUUAUUCACAUACACAUUAUGAAUAUGUGGUCUACUAGGUUCAACAUCUUAUGACUAUAAUAUUCUCACGACCUCCUCAACCCCUCUGUCUACUAUGCUCCUCGUUCUAAUGUCUUCACCCCUGCAGCUUUUCCCUUCUUGGGAACGAGUGAGGAGCCUGUGCAAUUCAUGAGCUUCAAGUGGAGCAAGGAUAUCCAUAGCACGGUGCCCACCAGUGCGGCAGAAUCGCUAGCAUUAUGAAAGCUGAAAAGAAGGGUCAAAGUGUUGUAGCAGAAGUGUUCUAUCAGUAAAGAAGUGUACUAGAAGUAUUCCAUAAGAUGUGCAGGAUGCAGAACCUAACCUAACCUAGCUAGUCUCUAAGGUGUGGAGGAACACCGCCAGAGGCCGCACCAGAGGCCGGAGCAGAGGACGGAAAAGACGACGGCUCGUGCUGUUGCGAUAGUUGUCCUUGAGUCGUCUCAUUAUUUUCGUUUUGAUUAUGACACGGAGUUAUUGAUACCAAGUUGUACAUUUUUAUUUUUCUGUUUGAACAAGAACGAAGCACACUCACGACUUUGAUACAAAUUCACAGACUUUUGCUACGCUGGAUGAACCACCACGAUAAGUAUGGACAAGGACGAUGAGUAUGAUUGAACAACCACGAUUGGUAUGAACAGCCAUGAUAAGUGAUACAUGAUCGACCAGGUGCAGUAAUGUUAAUGCAGUCACUAACGUGACGAGGAGGAAAAAACACCAUAAGAAUGAACCAGAACUUUUUGCGAUACUUGUGCU
Molecule: messenger RNA, 9336 nt
Organism: Amoebophrya sp. A25
Lineage: Eukaryota; Dinophyceae; Syndiniales; Amoebophryaceae
Source: the annotation of a GenBank genome assembly